UGACCAUAAUGAGAUUUCUGUCAGAGUACGCAGCAGAGAAAAAUAAGACACAAAUGUUUGACUCAAAAUUGUUUAUUAUCCAUGGCAGCACUUUCUUUCUUUUUCCACUGUCCAAUAAAUACAAUCAUCCCCAGCUCUCAGUCAGUGAAGACAUUUGUCAUGUUUUCUGCAUGAUGUCUGUCACGUUGUAACAUGAAAGGCCCAUGCUUGGGAGGAAUACACAACACAGAGCCAUCUGAGAUAAAAGCAGUGUUUAUUUGGGUUUCUGCAGAAAAAAUUGUGUCUGAAAUUGAACAAUAAAUGAUAGAAUUCUUUGCGGGGACAUACACAGAGCCGUGUUGCUUGUGGCUCUCAGCGUGAACAUUGUUACUGGUGCCCAGCAGGCUGACUGCUGUCUGCAAGCUAUUUGUGGCUAUUAUGUGUCUAUAAAAGGAAGUCUGCAUGGCGAUACACACAUCAACAGUAAUACACAUUGAACUUGAAUGAGACAAGCUGAAAAGCGGGCACCUUGCUUUCCGGAUCUGCUUUGAUCAACACACUAAGUCUGGAGAGAAGUUUCCUGAAGGUUGUAAAACGAGCAACACUUCUAGAUGGAGAGGGAUUUGAAGCAGAAAUGGAGAGUUUGAAUAAGAGUCUGGGGAAGGUUUCAAUAGAAGUGCCAUCUAAGUCUUCUAUCUUCACGUUUGUGCCUGUGGUGCAGAAAUUACCAAUUAAAUGUAUUAUUACUGAGGAGGAGAGAUCUGGAGCUCUGACAGGAAAACCAAAUCAGAUUUUAGCUGUGUCCCAUGAGAAGACCAUGUCGGACCAGGAUAUUUUCAAAGUUGAGAGAGUGGUUAUUAAGGACUCAGUGGAGAGAGGAACACGAAACAUGAUCCAAGGGGAGACAAAGCAUGAACUGAAGCAUCCGCUGGAUCACGUGAGCCUCUUGCAAACGUUCCCUUCAGUCAGUGCUCAGUCUGAAAAUACACCCAAACACGUCGCUACUGGGACGACCUCCAUGGAAACAGCUGUUGAUAAACACGGGGGCAUUUCCCAGCAGCAGUGUCACGGUACCUCCGGACGUGUUGAGGUUAGCUCAGGUUUCUUUGCUAACAGGGCGUCUGAGUCAGAAGACAGAACAAGCCCCACAAACUCUGCAGACCUCUUCCCCACCCCUGCUUCAUCUAGAGAGUCCAUCCUCUCUGAGGGCUGGGACAAAGACAAGAGCUGGUCUGCUGCUUCCCGCUGCUCCUCUGUCCGCUCUGGCGUCUUCUCCCCUGCUGUGAUUCAGAUCAAACAGCACUUUCUCGCUCCCGGCUCUAGUCUGGUUCACAUCCCUCAAACCUGUUUCUCAUCGUGUGAGAGCCUGUCCUCCUCUGUCUGUCCCCAGUCCCCUCCUCCCCGGCACCGGCCUCCUCUUACCAGACUCUCCCUCCUCACAGCCAUCCUGAGAAAAGGUCGCCUUCCCAUUCUGUCCCCUUCUCUGCAGAGGCCUUACACCCCCUGCUGGCCUGUUAACCCUGUGACCCUGUCUUUCUGUAACGCCUGCUCAGCAGCCUCCAGUGUGGCCUCGAUUCCCCUGGAGUUUUCCUCCAGGUUCUCCUCGUCAGGGUCUAUAGAUAGUCAGAACCAUGUUCACAAGCAGCCUCAUAGAUGCAUCACUGCUCCUCCACCCGUGUGGCCAAAUGAGUACAACAGAACAUGUCCUCAAACUCCAGUGAAAAGAUGCUCAGAGCAGAUUCGCUCAAGCAGUUUGUCGAGAUCGGAGCAAGUUAUUUCACCCCCGCCGGUGAAGAGCUACGUGCUACCCCGAGCUCCACCUCUGCCUCUGUUUUGCUCAAAAUCAGUUUCUUCACCAAAACAUGAAGAAAAGAUAUCUGAUUGUGCAACUUCCAAAAAACUGCAACACUCUUAUGUGUCAGUUCCCAAGCCAGAGUCUCCUGAGCUGAAGCCCAGCAACUCUCACAUGUACCUCAAGGGCAAUGCGGAUAAUAACUUUAAAAACCUGAUCUCGUCAUCCCCUAAACCUAUUAAUGAGGAAGACACCUCUGUGCCCCAGAAACGGAGUCGCCCGCCAAAUUCAUCUCUCUCAAAGCUUCACUGGCUUUCUCAACAGCUGCGAUCACCCUCUCCCUGCUCUCCUCUGCUUCAGCCUUCUCAAUCACGCUCACCCACGCCACAUGCCACAGUUUUCCGCACGCACACAACAUCACCUCUCCCUCCUUUACAAAACACCAUGAGCAGGUGUGAGUCAGAGAGGAGAUGCCAUGAUUCCCAGAAAAGUGACACAACAUCAUCACAGGCUUCUCACAAAGGUCACUGUUUGUCCCCUUCCCGCUACACACACAUCACUUUUCCUGGAUGGCCAUCGCCUACUGCCUCCCCCACGCCUACGCCCUCUCCUGCUCCGCCAAUCAGAGACUUCACCCCGUCCCCUUGUUUCUCCCUGCGCUCCACGCCCUCUCCAAGGCCGGGGAGUGGAAUAUCAGACUGCAGUGACAGGGAGGGUAAAAAAAGAAAGCCACACAAGAUUAAGUCAAGCUACAAAUCACUCGCUGCAAUUCCCACCAACACCCUUCUGUUGGAUCAGCAGGCAAUAGAUGAGCAGGUGGAGAGAGAAGAGAGUCCAUUCAACACACUGGACAGGGGUUUUGCAGACACCCACGCUGAGAUGUGCUCACCCGCUCAGCUCCGGCAACAGUCAGAAGAACUUUAUGCAACUAUUGAUGAGAUAUUGGCAAAUUCCAUUCCAGAAAGCAAAUCAUCCCGGUCACCUCAGACUUUCAGGACAUCUAGGACUCCUAAUGUAGGUGUGAAGAACAACUCAUCAUUUCCGAGAUCCUUGGGGCGUGAAACCAAAUAUGCAUCUUUAAGCAGCUUGCACUCAUCUGCAAGUCUUGACAGAAAGCUGAUGGAUCCUAAAAAAACGAAGCCCGGAGUUAUUCGCCCGAUGACAGCCAUUCCAAGAAUGAGAGUGGAAGAUGAAGAACAGUUUCAUCCCAACCCCUUCAGACAGUUUGUCGUCAAACAGACCUUAACUGACAACAAAAAGGUGGAAAAUGUGGGUCUUCAAGAGACAGGGGAAGAUUGUUACACAAAUUCAAAAGGCCAAACAUCAAGAGAGGAGAUGAAGCCUGAAAGAGGAACUACAUUCUCAGUAUGUGACCUGCAGAUUAGAGAGCCUGAAGACCUGAUCAGUCACCCUGGGAAAGAUGUUUCAACAUCUUUCAGUCCCACUGAGGGGCGGAUGGAAGCUUUUGAGACUCAUAUUUAAAACAUAAACACUAAGUAUUAACCUUUUAUUGUACAUAUCAUAAAAACUUCAGUUAUUUUCUUUCAAAUGGAGAAUAUUUGUGCAUAUACAUUCAGUAUGCAAGACCAUUACCCACCUAAGUGAGGAAUGGCAAGUUCAUUGCACCAUACCUGAAUAAGUGAAUAAAUGCAUCUCAAUAUACAGCAGUUGACUGCAAGGAUUUAAUAUGCCUUACAGAGAUGAUAGUAAUGCAUGCAAUUGACCGUUAACUAAGCCCCACUCAUCUUAGUUACUGUUGCUGCACCUGUCGAACUUUCCGUUCAGCAUAUAUGCAUAUUUACAAUGAAAACAGUGGAAGAUUAUCCACUUAAAGUUCAUAGUAAUUUUUUAAAUGAUAGGUGAAAAAAGCCAGCUCCUCAUUCCUUGCCAAAUGACUGUCACUGGUGUAUUUUAUCAGAUGCAGCUAGCUAAUUAAGUUAAUGUUAGCUCCAUGAGUUGAUGGAUUGGCUGACUUUUUAAUCUUCUCAGCUGUUUUGCUUUAAAAUGAGAAUUUCAAUGGCUACAUACAUGAUGUUGUGCUAAAAUACUGAGGCUUAAGAUGCAUGUUAUCACCAGUUGGUUGAUGGUCCAUGUAGAAGACAUGGAAAUAAAGAAACAGAAUUGUU
This is a messenger RNA of Thunnus maccoyii (southern bluefin tuna), 3897 nucleotides long. Its product is annotated as muscular LMNA-interacting protein. Gene Ontology annotation, biological process: negative regulation of transcription by RNA polymerase II. Bases 614 to 3253 code for a protein of 879 amino acids. NCBI's taxonomy places the organism in Eukaryota, Metazoa, Chordata, Actinopteri, Scombriformes, Scombridae. The record is from RefSeq and is a predicted model, not a curated record. Gene Ontology annotation, cellular component: PML body; nuclear envelope; sarcolemma. Gene Ontology annotation, molecular function: transcription corepressor activity; lamin binding. The transcript has 12 exons.